AUGGGAAAUUGUUCAAGUGAAGAACUAAGUCUUUCUGAAUUAGAAUUGUAUAGUAAGUGAUCAGCAUAUCAUUUAGCUCCUUAAUUAUCACAAUAUAAAUUACUCUAUGUAAUAGGGAAGGGUGGUUUUGGAAGAGUUUGGAAAGUAAAAUGUUAAAAAAAGUUUUUUGCAUUAAAAGAGAUGAUAAAAUCUAAGUAGAUUUCUCAACUAUAUAGAAAUCAGAAUAAUUGAAAAACAGUCUAUUUAGAGUGUGAUAAAUGAAAGAAUUUUGCUUUAGAAAUUAAAUCAUCCGUAUUAUAUUAGUCUAAAUAGAUUUCUAGUUAAUAUGAGAGGAGCAUUUUAGACUUCAACACAUUUAUAUAUUGUUUUAGACUAUAUGGAAGGAGGAGAUUUAAGAUAUCAUCUAUGUAAAUAAGGGAAAUUCAAUGAAGAACAAACAAGUAGCAAUUCUAUUUAAUAUCUAAGAAUUUUUUGUUAUUUGUGUAUUGAUGGCACUACAAUAUUUACAUAAAAAUCUUGUACUUCAUAGAGAUAUCAAACCAGAAAAUUUAGUAUUUGAUGAUGAAGGUUAUCUUCAUCUAACUGAUUUGGGUAUUGCAAGAAUAUGGAAACCCAAUAAUAAGAAUGAAACAAGUGGAACUCCUGGAUAUAUGGCUCCAGAAGUUAUGAUGAAAUCUGAUCAUGGUGUAGCUUGCGAUUAUUUUGCAUUAGGUUGUUUGGUUUAUGAAUGCUUAACAGGAAAAGUAUGAUCUUAUAUAUAAAAGCAAAGAGACCUUAUUAAGGAAAGAAUAGAAAACAAAUUAGAGAAUUAAUAAUGAGCAAAUAAGUAAAAUUACAUAAACAAGGCUUAUCUAAAGAAGUUACAGAUUUUGUAAAUAGAUUACUAGAAAGAAAAGCCAUUCAAAGAUUAGGCAAUGAUGGUCCAGAUGAAGUAAUGGGUCAUCCAUGGUUAAAAAAUGUUGAUUGGGGCAGAUAUUAUGAUAAAUUAAUUGAAGCUCCUUAUAAAAUUAUUGGUAAAGAUAAUUUUGAUUCCAAAUUUGUAAAUCAAGUUUUGACUAUAAGUGAAUAUAAAGAGGAAAGAGAUCAUAAUAAUAUGUUUUAAGGAUUCACAUAUUAUGAAAACAAUGAUGAGUAAUAGAUCACAGAUAUAGGCACUAAUAAAUAAAAGCUAUUAUUAUCUACUAAAUAUUAUUGA
Messenger RNA from Paramecium pentaurelia, 1195 nucleotides. Lineage: Eukaryota; Ciliophora; Oligohymenophorea; Peniculida; Parameciidae. The record is from the annotation of a GenBank genome assembly.